Mesocestoides corti is the source of this 330-nucleotide messenger RNA. NCBI's taxonomy places the organism in Eukaryota, Metazoa, Platyhelminthes, Cestoda, Cyclophyllidea, Mesocestoididae. The record is from the annotation of a GenBank genome assembly.
GAACGCUUGUCGAACACAGGAGAGGAUCAGACUAAACAACGCGAGCCUUUGAUCCAUCCACCGGUGGCUUUCCUUAAGACACAAUUUUUCGGAAAGCGUUUUGACUCGAGAGGUCUUAUAGAAGGCCGUUUUAACGGGGGAAUUCUUUGUGUGGAUUCGCUAUCCUCCGCCGAUAGGGAAGAACAUGCUACGGGAGCGUUCAUCUACCUGGUGAAUCGAUCCGAACUCGGCCUUCAGGCGAGUGGAAAACCUUCGCACGUGGAUGGUCCAUACUGUCCACCGAAACCAGGAGUGCCGUCUUCCGUGUCUAGUCAAAGUCUUCGUGUUUAA